CAGUUACUAUGGCGAGCACACGUUCUCAUUAUCUUAACUUUAGUCUUGCGUAGGUUAUUUCCUCUUUUAUUCUCUCUCUCUCUCUCUCGCCAUUUGUUUCACUUUUUUCUGCAAACUAGUCAAAUCAAAACAACCUCUCUUUUGGUCUCUCAACCCUUUUUCUCCUUCAUCACUCUCUUCAACAACACUUUCAAUCCCUAAAAACCUUCCUUCUUUUUCUCUCCUUUUCAACUCCUAUGCUUUUUCUGGACCUCGAUGUUCUGAACCAUUUCUGGUGUUGCUGUUGACGAUAUAUAACUUUUCGGAGAAAUAUCUACCAGAAACUUUCUAGGUGGUGAUAAUAAAAUGCAGUUAUAUCAUCAUCCAUUUGAUUUGGACAGCCAGAAGGUGAGACUUGCAUUAGAAGAAAAGGGCAUUGAUUAUACAUCUUUCCAUGCCAAUCCUGUAACUGGCAAGAACUUGGAUUCGACGCUCUUCCAGAUGAAUCCCAGUGGAAGCCUACCUGUUUUCCAAAAUGGAUCUCACAUCAUUUACAAGACUAUUGAUAUCAUUCAGUACAUAGAAAGAAUUGCUGUGGUCUCCACAGGGUCUGAGGAUAUCAGUAGCAAUAGGAAGGAAGUGAUUGAAUGGAUGCAGAAGAUACAAGAAUGGAAUCCUAAAUAUUUUUCCCUUUCCCAUAUACCAGACAAACACUUAGUUUACGUUUCCAAGUUCAUAAGGCGUGUGGUGAUAGCUCGUAUGUCGGAGUCCCCUGAAUUAGCAGGUGCUUAUCAUAGGAAGUUAAGAGAAGCCUAUCAAACUGACGAAAAAUUGAAAGACCCUGAUGUUUUGAGAAGGAGCGAGCAGCAUUUGGUUAGACUGCUUGACGAAGCCGAAACACAACUGAGCGAAACACCUUAUUUGGCAGGUGAAGAGUUUACCAUGGCCGAUGUGAUGCUCAUUCCGGUUCUGGCUCGUUUAAAACUCCUGGAUUUAGAGAAUGAGUACAUAACUGGGAGGCCAAACAUUGCUGAGUAUUGGAUUUUGGUUCAGCAGAGGCCUAGUUAUAAAAAGGUGAUUGGUAAGCAUUUUGAUGGUUGGAGAAAGCAUAAAACAUUGUUCAAAACUUGGUGCUUUGUUCGUAUUAGAAGUUUGCUUAAGCGGUACUAGUGAGGUUGUUAAAAAACGGUUGAACAGGUCAAUGCAUCAAAGAACUUUUUCUGUGUUGUAGAUAAGGAAGGUUUCUAAGAAACCAUUAGGUAUCUUUUUAUUUUUCUUGAAAUAGAAGGGGGAUUCAUUUUUCUUUCUCCCUUACUCUUUGGUGAUGUGAGGUGUACUGAAACAAUCUACUGUUGCAUUCUCCUUUAUUGUCAAAAGAAAAGAGGCAAAAAUUUGUGUGUA
Molecule: messenger RNA, 1380 nt
Organism: Lathyrus oleraceus (garden pea)
Lineage: Eukaryota; Viridiplantae; Streptophyta; Magnoliopsida; Fabales; Fabaceae
Product: glutathione S-transferase TCHQD
Exons: 3
Coding region: 346-1149 (267 amino acids)
Molecular function (GO): glutathione transferase activity
Source: RefSeq, a predicted model, not a curated record